UCCAGCCACACGUUCAUUCAUUCUGCGGCAGUUGCGCUCACUACAUCCGGUAUUCUUCUGUCUUCCUACCGGGUCAGUUCAUGGUUAACUUCGAGGUCUUCGUGUUCUGCUUCACUUUUACACUCUGGACGGUCUUUGUUCCUUUUAGCACGGCACUACAGAUGGACCUUAAAGUUCAGGUGAUUGGGUCCCUUCGGCCAAUCAUCGCGGCCCCGGGCGAUGAUGUCAUCCUGCCGUGCCAGCUAGAGCCCAGCGAGGACGUGCGGGACAAGACGGUGGAGUGGUCCAAGCCCGACCUGAAGCCGGACCCGUCGGACCGGCUGAGCCGCGUCGGCUACGUGCACCUCUACCGGGACAAACGGGAAGUCCCGGACAUGAAGAUCCCGUCGUACGCCCGGAGGACGGCGCUGUUCACCGACUCCCUGAAGGAGGGAAACAUCUCGCUCCGGAUCGCCAACGUCACGCUCGCCGACACGGGCCGAUACCGAUGCUACGUGCCCAAGCUAGGCUGCCACUCCAUCGUCAAACUCGUCGUCGAGCCACGCUCUGUUGAAGCCUGGACGACGGAGACGCCGCUGCAUCCCAAAAUCCUCCAGACUCCAGGUCCAAACGAUGACACGGGUGUUGAAGGUGGGCGUCUGUACCUGAGCGUACCGAUUUUCGGUGUGUUUGGCUGCAUCGUCCUGAUCCUGAGUGUUGGACUCAGCGCAUAUUUACUCAAACUAAGGCAUCAACACCAAACUGUAAGUCAGGAUGACUUAUUAAUUUAAGAGACAGCACCAGCACUACCUUCACUACUACGUCUGGGACAACGUUCAGUCAGGAGAUGACAGCCGCGGCAUUUCACCGGACCUUUAACCGGUACCCACGGUGGAAGACAACCAGUUCUUCUCUGUAUCAGAUGGUUCUCCUCCACCAGCUGGGGGGGACUGGGAGGGAAAUACACCGUUCACACCCUGGCUUUUUGUGGUUCUGUUGUUGUAACGACGCUGUGUGACCAGAGGCCCCCACUACGGAGCAAGAUUUGGCAACAAAUGGUUCCCAUUAGGGGUUUUAUUGUAUGUCUACUACUAAUCUCAUGGGAAUAGUAACUACAUUUACAUACUGUGAAUGUUUUUUUAAAUCAAGAAUCGUUUUUGAAUUGAAUCGUGACACUAAAAAUCCAUAUUGAAUCGUGACAUUUUCUGAAUCGUGCACCCCUAGUUCCUAUCCGACAAUUUUUAUUAGGGCAGUUGAUACGAUACCUGCUAUGGCUCGGUUGGUUAGCAACAGACAUCGGACUAUUGUUAUUAUAUCGCAUUUAACCAACCUGACAUAUCAACAUCCCAGGCAACUUUUCUCCACACAGCUGCUGACAACGAGGAAGAAGAUGUUGGGCAGAUAUUAAGAACGUACGAAUUUACCUCAAGUCUUAAACACACGGUGUAUUUACGGCACGCCAAAUAAUACGUACACUAACCAUAGAUAUGUUUUUAUAAAACUGAUGUGUGGACGUUGGGUCAACUUGUCAUCUGUUGCAUUAUCGCAGCAACCGAUUUUAUUCCUCAAGUCUUUACUAGCUGAGAUAAUCUUUUUUAAGAUGAAUUUUUUGGGCAUUUUAGUCCUUUUAUUUUGAUUGGACAGCUGAAGACAUGAAGGGGGGGGACAACUUGCAGCAGAGGUUUGCAAAGGUAUUCAUACCCCUUAAACUGUUCCACAUUUUGUCACGUUACAACCACAAACAUGAAUGUAUUUGAUUGGGACUUCAGGAGGUAGACUUGCACAAAGCGGAGCAUAGUUGUGAAGUUCCCCUGAGUCAGUACUUUGUAGAACCACCUUUCACUGCAGUUACAGCUGCAAGUCUUUUUUGAGGUUAUGUCUCUACCAGCUUUACACAUCUACAGACUGAAAUUUGUGCCCAUUUCUUGUUUUGCAAAAUAGCUCAAGCUCCGUCAGAUUGGAUGGAAAGAAUCUGUGAACGGCAAUGUUCAAGUCUUGCCAGAUAUUCUCAGUUGGAUUUAGGUCUGGACUUUAACUUUGGGCCGUUCUAACACAUGAACAUAUGAAUAUACUUUGAUAUAAACCAUUACAUUGUAGCUCUACCAACUGAGCUACCCAGGCACCCAGCUGAGAUAUUUCUUAAGUUUUAAAUGUCUCUCUCUCUCUCUCUCUCUCUCUCUCUCUCUCUCUCUCUCUCUCCCCCCCCCCCUCCCUAACUGACCCCAGCCUCACCUUAUUUAUAUUAUACCAUAUACUACAUUGUUGGGUUUUUAUUAUUUAAAAACUAUAUUGCACUGAAGUGUGGGUGUGUCUGUCAUCCAGUAUAGUAUUUUCUAGUUUGUUGCACUCGGUUCUUGUUUUCAAAUGUUGCUCUAAUGUUUGGUCUUGUGAUUACAAGGAGAAGAAAUAAAUCACAUUUUUGAAAUCAAUGACUAACUUAUCUACACAUUCAUUUGUCACCUGAACGUCUCCCAGAACAGCAUGUUGUUAUGCUGCAGGAGAAUCCUAGCUUUAGUGCCAUACCAUACUAAUCCUCACUAUGGAAACCCUGAUAUAAGUGUAUUUUAUAGAAAUGCAGUAUUGUUUGUUUCUUUUGUAUUUAUUUCUCUCUUUAAUGUAUGUUGUAUGUCAUGUCUGUGUCUUCUGAAUGGACCUUCAGUCGGGCAAUAAAGAUGAUGAUGACUACA
Molecule: messenger RNA, 2666 nt
Organism: Perca flavescens (yellow perch)
Lineage: Eukaryota; Metazoa; Chordata; Actinopteri; Perciformes; Percidae
Product: selection and upkeep of intraepithelial T-cells protein 1
Exons: 4
Coding region: 81-770 (229 amino acids)
Biological process (GO): regulation of cytokine production; T cell receptor signaling pathway
Cellular component (GO): external side of plasma membrane
Molecular function (GO): signaling receptor binding
Source: RefSeq, a predicted model, not a curated record